Messenger RNA from Penaeus indicus, 1286 nucleotides. Its product is annotated as ectonucleoside triphosphate diphosphohydrolase 1-like. Lineage: Eukaryota; Metazoa; Arthropoda; Malacostraca; Decapoda; Penaeidae. Gene Ontology annotation, cellular component: plasma membrane. The record is from RefSeq and is a predicted model, not a curated record. Gene Ontology annotation, molecular function: hydrolase activity. Bases 119 to 1132 code for a protein of 337 amino acids. The transcript has 10 exons.
UGAUGUUCUCUUCCUCCCAGCUGAUCCUGUUUACAACAACGUCCCGAGAAGCAGGACCUGCGAGAGGGUCAGGGGGUGAGAGAUGAGAUAGCAAAGGCCUGGAAAAGAAUCAGCCAGGAUGAAGAUCACAGUAUGGAGCGUCUUGAGUGGCAAGGCCUCGGGCCAUAUCGUUAUAAAUGUACCUGAAACUCAAACAAUUGGCGAUAUCCUGGACAAGUUUUUGAAUUUUAAGGGCGCUCCAAAAUGUCCAGGAUACGUCAUGCGGAGCAGCGACAACCUUGCACUCGACCCACGCAAGACAUUGAAACAGUCCAGCAUUCAGGAUGGGGACACUCUCACCCUUGGCCUCUCAGACUUUUCUGCAGCACAGAAGGCCUCUACUCUCAGCUGGAGUGAUUGCCAGAUGUGCAAUGUAAGACAACUGAUAAAAAGGAGUCGUAUAUAUAGGGUUGUCAAGAAUGACGAAGAGCAGACCUUCUCUUUUGGGAGCUGGUGGACGGUGACAAUCAUGGCACUCUUGAUCAGCAUUGUGGGACUUGUAGUGAUACUGUGGAUGUUCUUUGACCCUGUUGUCGCUCCUCAGAAGUUUGGUGUGGUAAUGGAUGCAGGAUCAUCACACAGUGAGAUAUUUGUCUUCACAUGGGAAGGUGACAAACCCCUUGGAACUGCAGACGUUAAGCUCAAGCAUAGAUGUUUUGUUGCAGGUGGUAUAAACAGCUUUGCAGCUCAUGCAAAUGAUCUGGGUAGAUAUUUAGGAAAGUGUCUUAGUGUGGCUGAAAAUCAAGUGCCAAAUCAUAUGCGGAAGGAAACUCCCUUCUAUGUUGGGGCUACAGCUGGUAUGAGGAUUCUCAGGGAUUUUGAUCCAGAAGGAGCAGUUGCAGUUCUAACAACAUUAAGGGACUUCUUGGAGACAAACUCAACAUUUAAAGUACAACACAAGAACAUUGGAAUUAUACCAGGUUAUGAAGAAGGCACUAGUGGUUGGAUAGCAAUUAAUUAUCUUGUUGGUUCCCUGAAGCAGACAGAAGCAUCAACCAAAGCUGCACUUGAUGUGGGUGGAGCCUCAGCUCAGAUAACUUCAGCUCUUCAGGGAAAGUGGAAAUUGGACAACCAGGAACCUUACUCUUUUUAAUCAGACCCACAAUAUCCAGAGUCAAUCUUUCCUCUGCUAUGGAAUUGGACAAGCCCAGCAUCGUCACAACUUCCUCCUGUUGACUGAGAGCAAGACCAGUGGAGGGAACUCAUCCAACCCAGAGGUUCCUGUGGACCCUUGCUUGCCAACAGGA